AUGAACGUUGGUCAUUCGCAGAAGGUGCACAAGCCCGCUCAACAGCAACCCACCGCCCGGUCCCUCUCCCCCUCUCCCUCCUUCUCGCAACUCGGUAGUGUCUUGUUAUCGCAACAGAUCAAUGUGAAUGACUCUUGGGUUCUCUUUGGCAGUGCUAACUCCGGUGAAAUCAUCAUUCCUGCAGUUUUCCAAGAGAGAGGCGAGCUCGAAGCAAAAAAAACCGGCGAGCAGUUCGAAUACGAAGAAGACGAUGACAUUCUAUCUUCAAGCUACUGUAUUUCAACAAAGUACCCCGAAUCACUAUUGCAUGGCAACCUUGAUGAGAGCGACACAAACGAAGAAGUGGCUGUGGGGGAAGACAAUGAUGACGACGAUGAGUUGAUUGAUACUUUUGAAGAGGUUGCUCUUCAAUUAUCUUUUCCUAACCAUAAUGGAAGAGGGUCCUUCUCUACACCCACCAAAUGCGGCGCAUCUGAGGCAGAACCAGAAGCUACCCCAGUUGCUACGUCAGCUUGCGCGCAGAAAAGAACAAAGGAGGAUCUUCAAACUCGCAUUCAGAAAUGGCAAGAUACUGAUUUGGUUUUUGAUGAUGGUACAUACUCCCUUAUUUCCGAGACUCCCAAAGAAUCUGAAGCACCGCCGUUGCUUAAGGGUAUUUCACUCCGCAGGCCUAGUUUGUUGGACCAAAGAAGACCCUCAAGGGAUGAUAAUGUUGCCUCGUGGAAUGUGAAUGAUGAGUUGGAGCAGCACGUGGUUACACGCCCUUCCCCCUCUCGUGGCGAAAAAUUGGCAGGGGAAGGUACUUCCCACCCCACCCGUUCCAAACGUGUGUACGGUGAGGAAGUUUUGAGAAUCUACUCACCCAAGGAUAUCGCCAAAAUCAAGAGAGUUGCGCAAGAAUUCUCUACCUCGUUGAAUAGGGGCGGUGCCGGCACUGGCCCCGGCAUAUCUCAUCGCCGUCACCACCAUCCAAGUCGUCACGGUUUGCACAAUAUGAGCCAACACGCCCAGCCCGCAAAUACUCCGAGGAUUACAUAUUCGUCGCUACUCCAGCAGCAAAUGCAGAAGCAUUCUGCCAUUACGCAUCAAGGCUAUUUGAAUGAAUUCUACUCGCCGUGUAUCAGAAGUUCCGGGGCGGGAUUUGGUUCCUCGUCAUGGAAUAGAUGUGGCGUUGACUCCAGAACUUCGUUUCUCUGGGAAGGUGGUAGGAGGGAAGGCGAAUUCGAGAUGGAUAGCUUUUCCUCAUCUAUAAGCACCACAACUGCAAGUACGGAUCAAUAUUAUUAG
Messenger RNA from Babjeviella inositovora NRRL Y-12698, 1287 nucleotides. RefSeq lists its product as uncharacterized. The coding region runs from base 1 to 1287 and encodes 428 amino acids. The record is from RefSeq and is a predicted model, not a curated record. The transcript has a single exon. Lineage: Eukaryota; Fungi; Ascomycota; Pichiomycetes; Serinales.